Wyeomyia smithii (pitcher-plant mosquito) is the source of this 758-nucleotide messenger RNA. Its product is annotated as larval cuticle protein 9-like. The record is from RefSeq and is a predicted model, not a curated record. Gene Ontology annotation, molecular function: structural constituent of chitin-based larval cuticle. The transcript is spliced from 4 exons. NCBI's taxonomy places the organism in Eukaryota, Metazoa, Arthropoda, Insecta, Diptera, Culicidae. Gene Ontology annotation, cellular component: chitin-based extracellular matrix. The coding region runs from base 180 to 614 and encodes 144 amino acids.
CGCCACCGCGAAGGAGAUAACCGGUUGUUAAUUCUUUUUAUCAAAUACCUUGAAAAGUGGAAUCGAAUUUUAGUAGAGAAUCAAGUGGUAGCCCUCGGCAUGAUCGGUCGAACUAGAUUUAGUCAUUGUAGAAAUUGAUGUUAUUCAGUCGCAGUUGUCAGUGAUUCCAUUUUUUUAAAAUGAUAGUUUUCUUGGUGAGUGUACUGACCAUAACUCUACUAAAAGUUACUACUGAAAGUGCUCCAGUGGAAACUUCGGAUGCUCAGCUGACGAUAGUUCAACAGUCGAACAUUUACAAAACGGAUGGAUUUGACUGGGAGUAUGAACUGAGCGACGGUCGCGAAGUGAGUCAAAGUGCAUAUAAGAAGGAAUUGGAUGAUGGCACGGAAGUGCUCGUAAUCGAGGGCUUCUACAGUUACAUGGCACCUGAUGGCAGAAUAUACUCUGUCAGAUAUUUAGCCGAUGAAAAUGGAUACCACGCGGAUGUAGCUGUCGGUGAGUCAGAAUUUCUUCGCCUAGUGCCACACGCAUACGAUGGUGAAACUGCAGUUAAGCGUCUACUUGGUCCUAAGCUUUUGAAGUCACUGAUUGGGUUCAAUCCAGAUGAUGAAUGAUGAUGAUGAAGUGAAGAUUGUGGUAACUCGUCUUGUGUAAUGAAUUAAACAAUUCAGAAUAAAGUGAGAACUCUGAAGAAAAUUUAUUGCUUGUUCUAAAAUGGUUUGUAUAUAUAGUUUUACUUAAUGCAGAAGACACAGACU